GUUUGCCUUAAAGGCGCUCUACUGUAAGCUAUACGUUACACAAUGACUGUUGAUGCUGAAGGGAAUAAGAUAGUUGUUUGUGACAAUGGUACAGGAUUUGUAAAAUGUGGAUACGCUGGAGCCACCUUCCCCGAAUUUAUUUUCCCAUCACUCAUAGGGAGACCAAUAUUGCGCGCAACAUCUCGCGUGGGCAAUUUGGAAGUUCAGGAUCUUAUGAUAGGUGAUGAAGCAAGUGAAUUAAGACAAAUGUUGGAAUUAAGUUAUCCACUGGAGAACGGCAUUGUUAGAAAUUGGGACGAUAUGAUCCAUUUAUAUGAUUACAUAUUCGGUCCAAAAAAGAUGAACAUUGAUCCCAAACAUGCAAAGAUUUUGUUAACAGAGCCUCCUCUCAAUCCAUUGCGUAACAGAGAGAAAAUGGUUGAAGUUAUGUUUGAAAAAUAUGGCUUUAAUGCACUAUUCAUUGCCAUCCAAGCGACAUUGACUCUUUACGCCCAAGGUCUCAUGACUGGGGUUGUUGUUGAUUCGGGUGAUGGCGUUACUCACAUAUGCCCAGUUUACGAUGGACUCUCUUUGCCGCAUUUAACAAGACGUUUGAACGUCGCCGGUCGCGACAUAACACGCUACCUUAUUAAACUCUUGUUACUGCGUGGUUAUGCAUUCAAUCAAACAGCAGAUUUUGAAACAAUCCGCCAAAUGAAAGAGAAGUUAUGUUAUGUGGCGUAUGACGUGGAACAGGAGCAAAAUCUAGCUCUGGAUACAACAGUUUUGGUGAAAAAAUACACGUUACCUGAUGGACGUGUUAUCAAAGUAGGCGGUGAGCUAUUCGGUGCACCAGAAGCUCUCUUUCAGCCUCAUCUAAUCGAUCGUGAAGGUGUCGGUAUAUCAGAAUUAUUAUUUAAUACAAUCCAAGCUGCUGAUAUUGAUACAAGACCAGCAUUCUACAAGCAUAUAGUAUUAAGUGGUGGGAGUACAAUGUAUCCUGGUUUGCCAAGUCGUCUUGAACGUGAAAUUAAACAGUUAUAUUUACAAAAUGUACUGAAAGGUGAUACAGAAAGAUUUGCAAAAUUCAAGAUGUGCAUUGAAGCCCCACCUCAAAGAAAACAUAUGGUAUUUAUAGGUGGAUCAGUUUGGCAAAUAUUAUGAAAAAUGACCGACGUACUACAUGGUUAACUCGUGCUGAAUACGAAGAAAAAGGCUUAAAAAUAUUAGAAAGACUAAACUACUAUAAAUAACACUACCAUGACCACCCCGUGUUGAUUACAAUGGAAUAUAUACAUACUGAUUAACCUUGCCAAUUUAGGCUAAUUUGCCUUCGCUCACGAAUUAAUAGUAACUUGUAUGUUUGUUUUUCUCUUCUUUACUCAGCACUUUUUUUCUAC
This is a messenger RNA of Schistosoma mattheei, 1379 nucleotides long. The record is from the annotation of a GenBank genome assembly. NCBI's taxonomy places the organism in Eukaryota, Metazoa, Platyhelminthes, Trematoda, Strigeidida, Schistosomatidae.